Carya illinoinensis is the source of this 1936-nucleotide messenger RNA. RefSeq names its product IQ domain-containing protein IQM3-like. The coding region runs from base 161 to 1804 and encodes 547 amino acids. Gene Ontology annotation, molecular function: protein binding. Lineage: Eukaryota; Viridiplantae; Streptophyta; Magnoliopsida; Fagales; Juglandaceae. The transcript is spliced from 9 exons. The record is from RefSeq and is a predicted model, not a curated record.
UGUGGCGUGGGAGAUAUUCGAGCAGGGAAAAAUCAAAGGACAGGUCGGUUUCCCGGUAAAGCACGUCCGUAUAUAACUCUCCGUGGACCUUCGGAACUCGCUCGCUCGCUCGCUCUCUCUCUCUCUCUCCUCCAUUGACCGACUGUUUUUGAGUCUUGAAAUGGAGGUUCAAACACAAGCUGUUUCAAACUUUGAGCUCCAGUCAAAGACUCCAUUCUCUUCUUACACUGUUGACGAAAUGAACCCGUCCUCCCCAGAGUUCGCUUCCCACGAAGACUUCCCGACCUCCAGAGCGCCCGAAUCAUUCCCCACGGGCACUCCGAAUACCGACUGUUUGGACUCUCACGAGGCCGUUAAUGAACCGCCGUCGGUAAAUGGUGGUCAACUAGGCGAAGGCCAUGGAGCAACUGCUUUCACUUCCGAAGAUAGCGACUGGUCGCUGGAGACUGACGUGGAAUCCACGCUGCUGGUGGGCUCCACCAGGAAUGAGCCGGGCUCACUGGGAAGCGCGGCGGUGAAGAUGCAGAAGGUCUACCGGAGCUAUCGCACGCGGCGUAGGUUAGCGGACUCCGCGGUUGUAGCCGAAGAGCUCUGGUGGCAAGCGUUAGACUAUGCUAGACUGAAUCACAGUACGAUUUCUUUCUUCAAUUUCUUGAAGCCCGAGAGCUUGGUUUCCAAGUGGAGUCGUAUUACCUUGAAUGCUUCUAAGGUAGGAAAAGGUUUGUCCGAAGAUGCCAAGGCACAAAAAUUGGCCUUUCAGCAUUGGAUUGAAGCUAUUGAUCCGCGGCAUCGUUACGGGCAUAGCUUGCAUUUGUACUACGACGAGUGGUGCAAGGCGGAUGCUGGUCAGCCAUUUUUCUACUGGUUGGAUGUUGGAGACGGAAAAGAUUUAGAUCUUAAACAAUGCCCAAGAUCAAAGCUGCGACAACAGUGCAUCAAGUAUCUUGGACCUCGAGAGAGGAGGCAUUAUGAAUAUGUAGUAGUUGAAGGGAAAGUAAUUCACAAACAAACUGGAGAUUUCCUUCAUACAAUGGACGGGUCAGACAGGACUAAGUGGAUAUUUGUUAUGAGCACCUCCAAGAAACUCUAUGCUGGUCGGAAAAAGAAGGGAGAGUUCCACCAUUCUAGCUUCCUGGCUGGAGGAGCUACGUUAGCUGCUGGAAGGCUAGUGGCAGAGCAUGGAAUUCUGAAGUCCAUCUCUGCAUAUAGUGGACAUUACCGGCCAACAGAUGACAAGCUUGACAGCUUUUUAUCUUUACUCAAGGAAAAUGGUGUGAACCUUAAUGAAGUUCAGAUAUAUAAGGCAAACGAAGACUCUGAUAGUUAUGAUGACAUCAAAGUGGGAGGUGGGGCUGCACUUGAAGUCUUGACAAACUCAAAAAUCAACGACUUGGAAGUUCCAGAGAAAGAGAAGGAAAUCCCGUCCUUAGAAUCAAUUGAAAUUCCUCACACUGAAACUAAUUACAAAAGGACUUUAUCUGGCGGUCUUCAGAGCCCGAGAGCUGAGGUGCCUAAGACUGCAAUGUUGCAACGAAUCAAUUCCAAAAAGGUUGCAAAAUCAUACCAAUUAGGGAAUCAGCUCUCACUCAAGUGGUCAACUGGAGCUGGACCAAGAAUUGGUUGUGUUGCUGACUACCCUGUAGAACUGAGAGUACAGGCCUUGGAGUUUGUCAAUCUAUCUCCAAGAUUUCCACCCACACCUUCAUCCUACAGGCGAAUGGCUGGUCUUACAUCACCAAAUGCAUCACCUUCAACACAACCCGCCUCGGAUCUCAGUAAUGGCGAUGGGACCUCUGGCGAUUGAAUCCAAAAAAUAUCACCACGUUUUUUAUUCCUGCCUAAUGGAUGCUUUAGUGUACAUAUUUCGUAUCUCAUCUGUUCUGCAUGUCACCUCAAACCCUCUUGGAAUGGUCAAAGCAUUAUCUUGUUUACAUAA